UGUCUUUUCCCCGGUCUGAAACCCAGGUGGCGAAUCUCUGCAUAUCUGGCUGAUAUCUCUCAGUGGAUGUCUGCUCAUCACCUGAAGCUCAACCUCAACAAGACUGAGCUGCUCUUCUUUCCAGGGAAGGCAUCUCCGAUCCAUGACCUCUCCAUUACCAAUGAGAACUCUGUGGUGUCCUCGGCUCAGACUGCGAGGAACCUGGGUGUGACGCUGGAUGACCAGUUGUCCUUCGCUGCCAACAUUGCUGUGACAACCUGCUCCUGCAGAUUCAACAUCAGGAGAAUGCGUCUGUUUGUCACCCAGGAGGCGGGGCGGGUUCUAGUCCAGGCUCUUGUCAUCUCACACCUACACUACUGCAACUCGCUCCUGGCUGGUGUGCCUGCAUGUGCCAUCCGAGCUCAGCACAUCCAGAAUGCAGCAGCUCAGCUGGUCUUCAACUUACCAACCUACCUACUAAGUUCUCCCACACUACACCACUUCUCUGCCCACCCCAGCCCUUCCACUACACUUGCUACUUACUCACUACAAGGGGUGCCCAGCUACUGCUCAACAAAAUCACUACCAUUUGCUGUCCUGGAUCCACAAUGGUGGUAUGAGCUCCCCAUUGACAUCAUGACAGCAGAAACUCUACACAUCUUCUGUCGCAGGCAGUAUGUCAAUUUUUUUUUUUUACAUUUGGAAGCCUGUGCCUCUAAUGCCUGCUUCCUUUUUUUUCAGCCCAUCCUUCCUUCUUGUUGGCCAUCUCACUGCUGCAUGCUAAUUUUGCUCUAUGGGCAGAGCACACAUUUAACUAACUUGGUUGUGAUUGGCCAGUGAGCCCAGUCCCAGAACAUGCACGCAGCAUGGUGCACAUGUGCACCUCAAAUGACAGGCACCUAGAGAGGGCCAGUAAAGAGACGGACAGGGCCGGACAGCCAAUAAAAACUUUUUGACGGUCCACCGGCCCACCGAUGCAGUGGCCCACCGGGAUUUGUCCCAGUAUGCCAGCUGGCCAGUACACCAUUGGCCUCUGGUAUGCCCUAAAACCUAAAUAAUCUUUGAUAUUGGGAUGUGCUAAGUUAUUUAAAACUUUACGAGCAGGUGAAACAGGUUUGAAAACAAUUCUAUAGCUCUUUUAAAACAUUUUAGGAAAUUAUCAGGA
Siniperca chuatsi (mandarin fish) is the source of this 1144-nucleotide messenger RNA. RefSeq lists its product as uncharacterized. The annotation marks the transcript as partial. NCBI's taxonomy places the organism in Eukaryota, Metazoa, Chordata, Actinopteri, Centrarchiformes, Sinipercidae. The transcript has a single exon. The record is from RefSeq and is a predicted model, not a curated record.